AAGUGGUUCUUCAGUUAAGAACGAGAACCUCACAUAUUACGGAAGUUGUCGAGAAAAUUUUUAAAAUGCGUGCUGUAUUAUCGUUGUGUUUAACUCUAUUCAUUAAAAUAGCUUUGUGCUCUCACUAUGAAGAUGAUUAUAAUGUUGACAGUGCUAAACAAUUAAAAUCGCCGAAAUUUUGGAUUGCAGACGGACAAAGAACUCUAUACGAAAGGUUGAGAACAUAUAAAAAUGAAAAUGUUGCUAAAAAUAUUAUAUUCUUUCUUGGGGAUGGUAUGGGUGUUGCAACUGUGACGGCUAGCCGUAUAUUUGAAGCACAAAUAAGGGGCAAAGUUGGUGAAAGAAAUGAACUCUCUUUUGAACGAUUUCCACAUCUUGCUCUCUCAAAAACCUAUUGUACCGAUCAACAAGUGGCGGAUUCUGCUUGUAGUGCUACAGCAUAUCUUACUGGUGUUAAGGCAAAUUAUAAUACAAUCGGUGUUACUGCAAAUGUGACAUUAAAUGAUUGUGCAGCAGCACGUGAUCCGAUAAAUCAAUUAAGUUCCAUUGCUCGUUGGGCAGCUGAGAGUGGUAAGGCUACUGGUAUAGUAACAACAACACGUGUUACACAUGCUAGUCCAGCUGGUACAUAUGCAUAUACAUCGAAUCGAGACUUUGAAAGCGAUGCGGAUGUUAAAAAAAAAAAUUUAGAUCCAGCGAAAUGUGAAGAUAUUGCAUCACAACUUGUUGGCUAUGGUUCCAUGAACGUUAUAUUAGGAGGGGGUUCAUCUAAGUUCUUACCAACUUGCGCAAAGGAUGGUAUGGGUAACUCUGGUGAAAGAUUAGAUGGUAGGAAUUUAAUAGCAGAAUGGGCCAUGAGAAAGUAUGGAAAUGCAAAAGUUGUUUAUAAUAGAACAGAUCUUCUAAAUACGAAUACUCAAUAUACUGACAAUUUAUUGGGAUUGUUUAGCAAAAGUCAUUUAGAUUAUCAUUUGGAUAACAAUAAAAACGAGCCAUCCCUUGAAGAAAUGACAGAAACGGCGAUCAAUAUAUUAAGAAGAAAUAAGAACGGUUUCUUCUUAUUUGUUGAAGGUGGAAAAAUUGAUCUUGCACAUCAUCUUACUAUGGCAGCAAAAGCAUUAGACGAAACUGUAGAAUUUCAUAAGGCAAUUAAAAAAGCAGAAACAUUAUUAUACUCAGACGAUACACUAAUUAUUGUUACUGCCGAUCAUAGUCACACCAUGACCAUAAGCGGUGAUUCUAAAAUUGAUAACGGUAUUCUGGCUCCAGCUACACAAAAUAGUGAUGUUGAUAAACAACCUUAUACAUCACUUUCAUAUGCAAAUGGACCAGUGGCCUCUGACUUUACCGAAGUGAAAGGAAACAAAGUUCAACGUGUUGAUAUAACUAAAUUGAAAAAUUUCGGUAAAGCAAAUUUUCAAUACCCACAUUGUGUUCCGUUAUCAGAGGAAAGCCAUAGUGGCACCGAUGUCGCAAUUUAUGCGAAAGGUCCAUGGUCUCAUCUGUUUUCCGGAGUUAUGGAACAAAGUGCAAUACCAAUAUUGAUGGCAUAUGCUGCUUGUAUUGGACCGGGAAUCCAUGCAUGUUCUUCUUCUGCUUCUUCUUAUGCAUCGUAUGAAUAAAUAUGAAAUAUUUGUAAUUUA
This is a messenger RNA of Teleopsis dalmanni, 1643 nucleotides long. It is a transcript of the gene Alp1, whose product is annotated as membrane-bound alkaline phosphatase. Gene Ontology annotation, biological process: dephosphorylation. Bases 66 to 1622 code for a protein of 518 amino acids. The record is from RefSeq and is a predicted model, not a curated record. The transcript has 5 exons. Gene Ontology annotation, molecular function: alkaline phosphatase activity. NCBI's taxonomy places the organism in Eukaryota, Metazoa, Arthropoda, Insecta, Diptera, Diopsidae.